Entelurus aequoreus (snake pipefish) is the source of this 2784-nucleotide messenger RNA. RefSeq names its product TBC1 domain family member 10A-like. The coding region runs from base 307 to 1800 and encodes 497 amino acids. Lineage: Eukaryota; Metazoa; Chordata; Actinopteri; Syngnathiformes; Syngnathidae. The record is from RefSeq and is a predicted model, not a curated record. The transcript is spliced from 10 exons.
GUGGCCACUAGGGGCAUCACCAACCAGUCCAGUCCCGGACUGGCGGACUGCAAUCACAGCACGGUAGGACCAGGACUGCUGGCCGAAGCAGAAUUUACUGCGGAAUGACAGGACGUGGAGCUCAGCCAUCACUCUUUAAAGUUGACACAUUAAACUGUCUGGUCACUUAAUUUCUGGAAAUGAAUCCCAACAUAUCGUUAAUGGACGGUGGAGCCCACGGAGAAAUACUCGAAGUUGGACUUCCAAGGUGUUAACACUCGCUGACGUUCGCGAACACCGCUAGCCUGCUAGCCCGUCGAAGCUAGCAUGGCCAACCCGGAGAACGGUCGUCGCUCGGCGGAUACGAGGAGCAUCAGGACCGUCAGCAGCAGCCACAUCGACGACGAGAGCUCACUGGGCUCCGACUCCGAGAUCAACGGCUUCACCAGCGAGAGACAAACCGAUAAAUAUGGAUUUAUUGGUGGAGCGCAACAGUACACGGAGGCUUCAGCGUUGGAUGUGCCUCCAGCAGUGCUGAGGCAAAGGGAAGUCAAGUGGCUGGAUAUGCUCAAUCAUUGGGACAAGUGGAUGAUCAAGAGAUACAACAAGGUGAGGCUUCGUUCCCAAAAAGGAAUCCCGCCUUCCCUGCGAGGCCGUGCAUGGCUCUACCUUUCAGGGGGAAAGGUCAAAAAAGAGCAGAACCAAGGAAAGUUUCAGGAGUUGGAUAGCCAGCCAGGGGAUCCAAAAUGGCUUGAUGUGAUUGAAAAAGACCUGCAUCGACAGUUUCCAUUCCACGAGAUGUUUGUGUCACGAGGAGGACACGGGCAGAAGGACCUUUUCCGUGUUCUAAAGGCCUACACGUUAUACAGACCAGAGGAGGGAUACUGUCAGGCGCAGGCUCCCAUUGCUGCUGUGUUACUCAUGCACAUGCCUGCCGAGGAUGCAUUCUGGGGGCUGGUGCAAAUUUGUGAGAAGUACCUUCCUGGUUACUACAGCCCGGGCCUGGAAGCAAUACAGUUGGAUGGAGAGAUCCUAUAUGCUCUGCUCAGACGCGUCUCCCCACUUGCCUACCGGCAUCUGGAGAAACACAAGAUUGACCCCAUCCUCUACAUGACUGAAUGGUUUAUGUGUGCCUUCUCCAGAACGCUGCCAUGGGCCUCAGUGCUGCGUGUCUGGGACAUGUUCCUCUGUGACGGUGUGAAAAUAAUCUUCCGAGUGGGCUUAGUGCUACUAAAGUGCAUGCUGGGUAGUCGUGAGAAGCUGAAGGCCUGCCAGGGCCAGUAUGAAACCAUGGAGCUUCUCCGUGCCAUAGAACCUCGAUACAUGCAGGAGGGCUUCCUUGUCCGGGAGAUCCUGGAAGUGCCAAUUACAGCGCGAGACGUGGAAAGGGAGCAUCACACCCAGCUCAAGCGCUGGAAGAAGAACCACGGAGAGCUCAGUUUCAAGUCACCUCCCAGGAUGCACGGUGCCCGUCUCAUCAUGUUGGCUGACCCGCCGAGGCGCCAGGACCUGCAGCAGCACCCCACCAUCUUAGUGCAGGAAGUGGAGCUCAGCCAGAAACUGAAGAAGGGCAAAGAGCAGAAAAACAAGAAGAAAAGUGUGAAGUCCCAGCUCCACGAGGAGAUUCCAAACCCUUACCCUCUUCCCAGUGCGGCGCCGCCACCGCCCGCUUAUGCACCAGCCCCACCUCCAGUUCUAAACAAGCCCUCAGAGACUGAAACUAAACCACUUCAUCCGGAGCACACACCUUGUGCAGAAGAGACUCCUCUUCAACAAUCUACACACAGCCUUAACAGCACAGAGCAAGAUACAUACCUGUAGCUCUGAAGUUGUGUGUUUGAAUGUGUGUGUGGAAGAAAGCACCAGCAUCCUUCAGCCAACCUGUCAUGGAUAAGUGUUGGACGUCCUAGCGCAGCAUUUUAUUGUGUGAUGGUGUUCAACUCCCGUGUAAGACACUCUUUAUUUCCUCCAAACAUCUCCACAUUGUGUCCUCGUGGUCACUGACUUCCUGGGAGACUCGCACAAUUUCUUUUGGGUGUUGGGGAACCAAAAAGUGCCAAAACUAAUGUAUGUUUUAUGUCCACGCAGAUCCAACACUAUAUUUGAAAGUUUACCACAGAUGUGAGUUUUCCAACCACUUUCAAUAGUGAGUAGUGUUUAUGAAAGGUUUUCAUCACUAGGGGGCAACCCGGCAGUUGCCUUUCCUUCUACAUUCCCUGUUGGUGGAGUUUACCACAUUUAAUUUGGGAGAUUAUAUUUCUGAGAGUGUUGUUUUUUGUUUUUAAUCUUCACUUUAAACACUUUAUCAUUUCAGUUUUAUAUUGUCUUACAUUUACAUUCAAAUAUAUUACUGAUCUGUUCCGUUAUUUAUUCCGUAUUCUCUAUCACACAAGCCUUGCUGAUGCACAAAUUGCCCCCCCCCCGCCCCUCCAAUUAUCACUUGGUAUUUAAAGUGAUCCUUUUCAACACCACAGUCACUGUGCCACAUUGUGCAGCUUUGAAGCAGCAUAGAUCAGCAACAAGAACACAGCAUAAACAUCCUUGUUGCAAGUGCAAUGCCAAAUGCUAGUCAGUAUAACUAAUGGCUUUGUGCGUGAAUUUCCUGUCAGAACUUGCUCAUUUUUAUAAUGGUGCUGACCUAACUUUUGGGAUUGUUUGGAAAUUCUCCACUUGGAGCAUUUUGACCUUUUUUUUAAAAAUUUUUAUUUUAAAUUUUUUUUAUAAAUCUUGCUGAAAGUUCCAAAUCAGAUCAAGCUGUUCAAGGCUUAUUCCAGUUCUACAAUAUAUAUUUUGUUUUCUACUUUG